AUGUCGUGUCUGACCAGCAGAUCUACACCGUUGUGGGUUGUGAUGGAUGCUGCAAGACUACUUGUUUAUACACUCAAUAUUGUUGCCAUGUGCCUUCUUCAUACAUUAACACUGAGGGCAGCCCUAUGUGCCUGGCAAAGUCUUCCUCUUUGUGGCUUCCUGCUUUAUAACCCUGAAAUGAUUACUCAAACAGUAGAGGGAUUCACAGUGACUGGAUUAGAGGAACCAAUCUCGGCUCCAGUUGGUACAGUACUUGAGCUCAGCUGUCAGUUGUCUCCACCACAAAAUGCCGAGCACAUGGAGAUUCGCUGGUUCAGGUCCCAUUAUACACAGCCUAUUUACCUAUAUAAGGAUGGCAAAGACAUCUUUGGAGAAAUUACCCCCAAAUAUGUGGAGAGAACAGAACUCUUGAAAGAUGCCAUUGGAGAAGGGAAAGUGACCCUCAGGAUCUUUAAUGUCAAUCCUGAUGAUGAUGGGCAAUAUCACUGCAUCUUCAAAAAUGGCAAGUUCUAUGAAGACCACAUCACAGAAUUCAAGGUUACAGCUGGGACCUCCCAGGUUCAAAUUGUUGUUCAUCCUCCUACUACUAAAGGUGUGAUAGUGGACUGUCAUUCAAGAGGUUGGUUCCCACGGCCUCACUUGCAAUGGAGAGACAGCAGAGGAGAGAUCAUUCCAGCUGCAUCAAAAUCCCAUUCACAGGACAGAGACAAACUGUUCAAUGUGAAGAUAACCCUUCUCCUUAGAGACAACUCCUUCAGGAAUGUCACUUGUUACCUUUGGAACCCUCUAACAGGCCAAAAGGAAAGCACAAGCAUUGUUCUACCAGAUGAAAUGCUUUCUUGGAAUUUUAUUUGGAAGAUGAUUGUGGGUGUAACUAUGACUAUGAUGGCACUCUUCAUCAUAAUGCCCAGUAUUAAACUACAAAUCCUGGAAGUCUAUAAGUAUCUCUUGCUGCUGGAACUGCUGAGAGUUCUCUUUGUAAAAGCCUGUGAUUCCUUUGCAUUAGUACAGAUGAAACUUCCCUACCCUGUACUAAUAGAUACAGAAAAAAUCAGACAGUUAUUUAGCCCUUAA
Messenger RNA from Mastomys coucha (southern multimammate mouse), 1074 nucleotides. RefSeq names its product putative selection and upkeep of intraepithelial T-cells protein 1 homolog. The record is from RefSeq and is a predicted model, not a curated record. The transcript has 7 exons. Gene Ontology annotation, biological process: regulation of cytokine production; T cell receptor signaling pathway. NCBI's taxonomy places the organism in Eukaryota, Metazoa, Chordata, Mammalia, Rodentia, Muridae. Gene Ontology annotation, molecular function: signaling receptor binding. Gene Ontology annotation, cellular component: external side of plasma membrane. Bases 1 to 1074 code for a protein of 357 amino acids.